Pseudomyrmex gracilis is the source of this 1647-nucleotide messenger RNA. It is a transcript of the gene Sgf11, whose product is annotated as ataxin-7-like protein 3. Gene Ontology annotation, biological process: positive regulation of DNA-templated transcription; regulation of transcription by RNA polymerase II. NCBI's taxonomy places the organism in Eukaryota, Metazoa, Arthropoda, Insecta, Hymenoptera, Formicidae. Gene Ontology annotation, cellular component: SAGA complex; DUBm complex. The transcript has 3 exons. Gene Ontology annotation, molecular function: transcription coactivator activity. The record is from RefSeq and is a predicted model, not a curated record. Bases 289 to 1323 code for a protein of 344 amino acids.
CAUGCGAUUGUCAUCGCUUUGCGUGCGUGUAUGUCGCGCGUUCGACAUAUCGGUCUUAAAUUUUCUUUGCACACAUUUAUGAAACUCCGAACGAUAAUUGUUCUUGCGCGGAAAGAGAAGAAACAUCACUUCGAUCAUCACAUGAUUUGCAAUUUUUGAUGUUGCAAAUUUUUGCACACACGCGGAUGAUACGAGGAUGAUACAAGCGUGACGCACGUUGUCACAGCAUAACUGUUGUAAACAACCGUAACCAUAACAGUGCUCAGUUUAGAUAUUGCAAGUGUCAGGAUGUCAGUCACCGAAGAAAGAAUUCAAGAGCUGAAUCAGUGUUUCCUGGAGUUUAUGAGCAAACCGGACAACGUCGAGGUAGCUACGAAAGAAAUUUAUGAAGACUUGUUGGAGGAAGUGCUAAUGGGCUUUGUUUUUGACGUACAUCGCACCACCAAGACUGGCAAUUCUGACGUUGAAGAAGGCAUUCCUGAUGACGAAUCAUAUGCUAUUGUUGAUUCACCUGGGCUGGAUAUCUUUGGCCAGCAUCCAGUGAAGAAAUCUCAGGAAUGCACCUGUCCGAACUGCGAGCGCGGUGUGGCUGCAUGCAGAUUCGCCACACAUCUGGAGAAGUGCAUGGGCAUGGGUAGAAAUAGUUCGCGUAUUGCGUCACUUCGAAUUGCUAACAAUUCAAAGGAUCUUAAUAAUUACGGCGGAGUGUUAAGCGACGACGACGACGACGUAGAUUGGAGUUUGACCAACGACAGCAAACGCAAACGUCCACGCAAAGAUCGCAACGGCGUGAGCAAGCGUUCGGGCAAGCAACAGAAGCACGGAAGCGCUGGCAGCAGCGGCUCACAGAGAAACGGUGAGACCAGCAACGUUGUCGGCGGUGGCGAGCACAACGUUCAGAGCAGCAACGAGAACUCACCUUCGAACUACGAAAACAUGUCGCUCAUAGACAAACGGGCACUUCUCACGCAGAUUUGCGGCGUCGUGUCCGAACACACAAAGAAACUCUGCACCAGAUCGGUGCGCUGUCCGCAGCAUACAGAUGAUCAACGCAAGGAGAUACGUGCCAACUUGGAGUCUAGUAUCAACGGCCAGGAUAAUCUUCAAGUGGACGUGGACACGUACGAGGAGAGCGACGGUCAGAAUCUGAGAGAGGCGUUAACACGAUGGGAACGGGAAGGUUCGAGUCACUCCAGUCCAGCUGACUCGGCGUCGACUACGUCGACUUCGUCCAUCAGCAGGAAGCGAGAAACGAAAUCGAAGGGCAAAGGAAAAACUUCGUCGAAGCGCGAUCGUGGUUCUCCGAUUUCGCAAGGAGACUGAAAAGAGGAGAAAAUCGCUUCACGGUCCAAAAAUAUUCCUCGACGACAGAGAACUAUUGUACGAUAAUGUUCCUACACGCUCUGUAUAUAUAACUUUUAAAAAAGGACUGUUCUACAUAAUCGCAUAAUAUGUAGUUUUAAAUAUAUUUGCAGUUCUUUUUGUAAUUUAUUAUUUUUAAGAUCGAAUAGCUUCAGCGAGAGAUAUUUGCGCGAUAUAUAUUUUUAAUAGUAUCACUUAACUUCGAGUAUCCUUGAUCUCACAUUCACAUAAACUAUCCGAAAUUGUAAAGUAAUGUAUCCAGCGUGUGUUACAAAAAUUAAAAGU